AUGGACGAAGACGGCUACAAUGAUAGCAACCGCGCCUUUUUGCAGGCCUUCAUGGCCCGUUCCACCAUGACGUUUGACGAGGCCAAACCCGUGCUCGCUGCCAUUUUCUCAGCCCACGAAGGACGAGAGGUCCUCCAAGAAGACAUCUCCCAGGCCGACCUCAACUCGUACGUCGCCGCCGCCAACUCGGCCAUAUCACCGUUCGAUCUCGAAAUCCGCAGCGUCAAACGACAGGUCACCCUCAACAGCGACGGCCAGGGCGCGAGCCCCUUUGUCUACGCGCUGGUCAACACGACGAGCGACCCCCUGACGCAGCUCGCCACGACCUACACCCCCGACGAAAUCGCGUUUGUCAAGCGCCUGCUGGAUGCCAUGUUUGAGACAUACAACACGCGCCGCUGCGAAGCUCUGGUGGUUUCGAGCAUGCAGGCGUUGCAGCUAGCCAAGGUUCCUGCAGAUGCCAACCGUCGCGAGUCGGCGGCUGUGCAGGCCAACGGUAACACCACUACUCAGGGCGGUGCCGCGCAGUCGCUCAGCAUGACCCAGGCAGAAACAAUGAUGUCUAGCUUGGUUGACGAGGGAUGGCUGGAGAAGAGCGCAAAGGGGUACUACAGUCUGAGUCCGCGCGGGCUCAUGGAAUUGCGUGGCUGGUUGGUGGAUACAUACAACGAUGAAGACGAGGAAGGGCAUCGAGCGCGACGAGUCAAGUUUUGCGCUGCGUGCAAGGAUAUUCUGACGGUGGGCCAACGAUGCGCGGACCGCGAUUGUCCUGGUCGUCUACACGACAUGUGCGUACGCAACUUUUUUCGACUGCAGCAGAGCGAGCGCUGCCCCGUCUGCAAGAUCGAGUGGCCUGGCGAUCGAUUUGUGGGCGAGCGAGCCAUCGCCAACACGCAGCAGACUGCGCAGGCAAGGCGGCGGACGAUGGACAUGGGCAAUAACGAGGGCAGUGGCGACGAGAGUUGA
Talaromyces rugulosus is the source of this 966-nucleotide messenger RNA. RefSeq lists its product as uncharacterized. Gene Ontology annotation, cellular component: nucleus; Smc5-Smc6 complex. The transcript has 3 exons. The coding region runs from base 1 to 966 and encodes 321 amino acids. Gene Ontology annotation, biological process: double-strand break repair via homologous recombination; DNA damage tolerance. The record is from RefSeq and is a predicted model, not a curated record. Gene Ontology annotation, molecular function: ubiquitin-protein transferase activity. Lineage: Eukaryota; Fungi; Ascomycota; Eurotiomycetes; Eurotiales; Trichocomaceae.